This is a messenger RNA of Phyllostomus hastatus (greater spear-nosed bat), 2365 nucleotides long. It is a transcript of the gene POC1B, whose product is annotated as POC1 centriolar protein B. The transcript is spliced from 12 exons. Gene Ontology annotation, cellular component: centriole; ciliary basal body. The record is from RefSeq and is a predicted model, not a curated record. Gene Ontology annotation, molecular function: protein binding. NCBI's taxonomy places the organism in Eukaryota, Metazoa, Chordata, Mammalia, Chiroptera, Phyllostomidae. Gene Ontology annotation, biological process: cilium assembly. The coding region runs from base 805 to 2118 and encodes 437 amino acids.
UGGGCUGGGGAGCGACUCCUCAGAGCCGGUGCCGCGGGCCCAGAUCCGGGCCGCGCCCACACCUGGAGGGAGGUGGAGACAAGUGUCUGCUGCCCGGUCCAGAACCCCUACCUCCGCGCCCCUCGCCCCCGGCUCCCGCGUCUCACUGGGGUGUCGGGGGCGCCCAGCCCUGGCCCGGCUCCCGGGCGCUGCUCCCCGCAUCUUGGAGUUGGAGACCAAGCCCGUGCAGUCGCAUGGCCCCCAGAAUUCUCGGAGGGUUUCCGUAGAGCGUCUGCGUCAGAAUCACCUGGGAGGUUUUUAAAAAGUGCUCGAGUCUGGCCACUGACUGCCAGCCGACGGGCGGGGCCUGGGAACCUGCAUUUCAAAGAGUCGCCCCUGGUGGUUUCUCCAGGGCGCUGGAUUCUUGGAAGAGCGAACCGAGGAUUUGGCGGGCUGUGCAGGGGAAGCGGGCGCCCUGCGCCUCCCUGUUGGGCUGCCCGCGUGCGCUCGUGCGGGGCGUCCUGCCAGCAGACCCACCACGUCUGUGGCCGUUCCCAAGCCGCACCCCGUAGGAAAGGACAGCGUGUGUCCCCGACCCCCCGGAUUCGAGGUCUGCACCUGCUUUCAAAACCUGGUAACUUUCCUUCCCAGGAGGAUCCUGUUCUGGAGCGUUACUUUAAGGGCCAUAAAGCUGCAAUAACCUCCGUGGAUUUUAGUCCCAACGGCAAACAACUUGUACCUUGCUACUCAUGUCCAGAGGGAAAGGGAGCAUUGAAAAGUAAAGUAGUACUUAAUUCUACUACUGCUUCUUGGGAUACAUUUCUUAUGCUAUGGAAUUUCAGGCCACAAACUAGAGCUUUCAGAUACGUGGGUCACAAGGAUGUUGUAACCAGCGUGCAGUUUUCUCCACUUGGAAACUUACUGGCAUCUGCUUCACGAGACAGAACUGUUAGACUCUGGACUCCUGAUAAGAGAGGAAAAUCCUCUGAAUUUAAAGCUCAUACAGCUCCAGUUCGAAGUGUGGACUUUUCAGCUGAUGGCCAGUUUCUAGCUACAGCUUCUGAAGACAAAUCCAUCAAAAUAUGGAACAUGUAUCGUCAGCGCUUCUUAUAUUCCUUGUACCGACAUACACACUGGGUACGCUGUGCCAAAUUUUCACCUGAUGGAAGACUGAUUGUAUCAUGUAGUGAGGAUAAAACUAUUAAAAUUUGGGAUACCACAAGUAAGCAGUGUGUGAGUAACUUCACAGAUUCUGUAGGGUUUGCAAAUUUUGUGGAUUUUAACCCUAAUGGUACUUGCAUAGCUUCAGCAGGAUCCGAUCAUACUGUGAAAAUCUGGGAUAUAAGAGUGAACAAAUUACUCCAGCAUUAUCAAGUUCACAGCUGUGGAGUUAAUUGUGUAUCAUUCCAUCCUUCGGGUAACUAUCUCAUCACUGCUUCUUCAGAUGCUACACUUAAGAUUCUGGACCUACUAGAAGGAAGGCUCAUAUAUACACUCCAAGGACAUACGGGUCCUGUUUUUACUGUUUCAUUUUCAAAAGGUGGAGAGCUGUUUUCAUCAGGAGGUGCAGAUGCACAGGUUUUAUUAUGGAGGACCAACUUUGAUGAACUGAAUUGCAAAGAUGUUAUUAAAAGAAAUCUCAAAAGAUUACAUCUUGAUUCACCACCACAUCUUUUAGACAUCCAUCCAAGAAUACCACAUUCCCAUGAGGAAAAAAUUGAGACUGUUGAAAUUAAUCCAAAACUGGAGGUAAUGGACCUGCAGACCUCUACGCCCCCUGUUGUGGACGUCCUUUCUUUUGAUUCUACCACAAAGACAACAGAAACUAUUGUUAGAACCCUCCCACACAAGGGUGAAGAGAUGGACAGGUAUUUCUUGAAUCCUUCUCUAAUGCCAUCAGAAUGUUCACCAACAACCUUGAAAAAGAAAGCAGAAGACAUGAGCGAUCUCCCUUCUGAGAGUCAGAGAAGCAUACCACUCGCCGUGACUGAUGCCUUGGAGCAUAUCAUGGAACAGCUCAACGUUCUGACACAGACUGUUUCAAUCUUGGAGCAGCGACUGACUUUGACAGAGGAUAAACUGAAAGACUGCCUUGAAAAUCAGCAAAAGCUUUGCAAUGCCAUCCAACAGAAAAGUUAAAUAGAAGAGUGUGAGCAGAGGCGUGAUGAAUGAGCACAUACGCAUAUACAGAGGAAGGUAGGGCAUGAGGCUCUGUGUAACCAACCACAUGUCAGUUAUCAUAGCAUUUCUUAAAAGGAUGACCAACAGAAUAAAAGGCAGAAAAAAAGCAUAAUUACUGAUGAAUUUAAACACACAAAUCGAUGUCAAGAACUAAUUCAAAUCAUUAUCAUUUAUGAUUGCAGUAAUAAAGUGAUAAACAUUCAAA